CACACAUAGUAGAAUUCUCAUCUAUGGAACAUCAAAUGAAUCUGCUUACAAGCUUCGGUUUGCUGUUCAUCAUAUCCGCAGGGUUCUUCGAGUCAUGUUAUGGCUACACGUUCCAUGUUGGUGGCAAAAAUGGUUGGGUUAUUGAUCCUCGUGAGAGCUACAACCAUUGGGCUGAAAGAAACCGCUUUCAAGUCAAUGACUCACUUCUUUUCAAGUACAAGAAAGGGAUGGAUUCGGUUUUGGUCGUAAACGAAGAGGCUUACCACAACUGCAACAAAACUGACCCCAAAGAAACCCUAAACGAUGGUUAUUCCGUCUUCAAGUUUACAAGAUCAGGUCCCUUCUUUUUCAUCAGCGGCCAUGAAGGUAAAUGCGAGAACGGUGAAAAGUUGUGGAUCGUUGUCAUGGCGGAGAGUCACCGGACUCACAUCGUGCACUCCACUGCCGCUCCUCCCACCCCAGCGUCGGCCACCCUCCCCCCAACAACACCGGCUCCUCCCAAAACAGCAUCGGCUCCGAUGCCAUCAGCCAUGCUACAAGGUACUGAUAGACCGAAAAUGCACGCACCGGCUCCGGCGACUUCAGGCGUGGCUUCUACUGCUUUGGGGGGUUGGAUUUGGGUUGCAUUGGAGAUUGGUUAUGGAAACUCAUCCAUUGAACGGGUACACAAUCUUCGCGAUCAACUUGGCCUAAUUUUAAAAGAUUCAAAAACCAUUAUUGAUUAUGGUCGUCAUUUUAAAACUCUAUUCAAUCAGUUAGCCGUCGCUGCUUAUCUGGUUGACAUCAAUGAUCAAAUUCACUACUUUCUCUGCAAUGUUGGACUAUCUUUUGAGACAUUCUCCACUGUCAUCCGCUCGUCUCAACCUACUCCAGCCUUUUUCGAUCUCUUGGAUGGGGAUAAAAGCCAUGAGUUUUUCAUUCAUGCCCUUUAUAGCACUUCUACAACACCGGUGGCUUUCUCGAUUCAAACAUACCGUCCCUCAUCUCCUUCUACAACAUCGGUAGCCUCCCUCCACAUUGUCAACUUUAUCGCCAAGAUGGUCACUACGCCAAUGCAUGUCCUCGUCUGGCAUCAUUUGUUGUUGAGUACAUUCCCACGGUCAUUCCCCCUGAUGACAAAUUGGCUAGUGCAUUUUUAUCUCAAUGACAUUUUCGUCCUCCGGUCCCAAUUGAUAUGA
This is a messenger RNA of Lactuca saligna, 1178 nucleotides long. Lineage: Eukaryota; Viridiplantae; Streptophyta; Magnoliopsida; Asterales; Asteraceae. The record is from the annotation of a GenBank genome assembly.